This is a messenger RNA of Amorphotheca resinae ATCC 22711, 1920 nucleotides long. RefSeq lists its product as hypothetical. Gene Ontology annotation, cellular component: 90S preribosome; nucleolus; small-subunit processome. Gene Ontology annotation, biological process: maturation of SSU-rRNA from tricistronic rRNA transcript (SSU-rRNA, 5.8S rRNA, LSU-rRNA). Gene Ontology annotation, molecular function: protein binding. The transcript has a single exon. Lineage: Eukaryota; Fungi; Ascomycota; Leotiomycetes; Helotiales; Amorphothecaceae. The record is from RefSeq and is a predicted model, not a curated record. Bases 1 to 1920 code for a protein of 639 amino acids.
AUGAAACUCACCAAUCCUAAUGAUGUGUCCGUAUAUACAAUCUCUGGCGCUUCUACGGCCAGGCCGCUCCCUGACUGGCUCGCUCGCAAACGGAAGCGCAGCUUGAAAAAUGAUCCCGAAUACGCAAACCGAGUUGAGCUCCUCCAGGAUUUCGAAUUCGAGGAAGCCAGCAACUGUAUCAGGGUGAGCGAUGAUGGGGAUUGGGUCAUGAGUACGGGGACAUACAAACCCCAAAUUCACACCCAUUAUCUACCUCAUCUCUCCCUUUCUUUCGCGCGGCAUACGACAUCCCUCAAUCACUCUUUCGUCCUCUUGUCCUCUGACUACUCGAAGUCCCUCCACCUGCAGACCGACCGAAGACUAGAAUUCCAUACUCCUGGAGGCUGCCACUACCAGACACGUAUUCCACGUUAUGGCCGAGAUCUAAUCUACGACAAGCACUCCGCUGAAGCUUUGGUCCCUGCAGUUGGUGUUAAUGGAGAUGGAAACGGCGAAGUCUACCGACUGAACUUGGAGAUUGGGAGAUACAUGAAGCCAUAUCAAAUAGAUGUGGGUGGGGAUGACAUGACUACGGUAGGAGGUGGAGCACUACAAGGAGGGAUAAACACAGGAAGUGUGAAUACGGCAGCUAUCGCGGAGGAUAGCCAUAACCUUCUGGCCUUUGGAACGUCCAUAGGAACCGUGGAGUUCUGGGAUCCUAGAUCAAAGUCGCGAGUGGGUAUCCUUUCCGGGCAAGGGGGAGAAGUCACUGCCCUUGAUUUUGAUAGAUCGGGAUUGUCGCUUGUCACUGGGUCCUCAGAGGGAUUGAUCCGAAUUUUUGAUCUUCGACGACCGGUACCUAUUCUGGAAAAAGACCAAGGCUAUGGUUUCCCGAUCAAGACGUUAAUACACCUAACCACAUCUUCUCAAGAGAAAAAGAUUUUAUCAGCGGACAAACGAAUUAUUAAGCUGUGGGACGAGGCGGACGGCAAAGCAUGGACAUCAGUUGAACCGGCAGUGGAUAUCAACCAUGUGGCUUGGUGCCGAAAUAGUGGCAUGCUCCUGACAGCAAACGAGGGGAAACAGCAACAUGCCUUCCUCAUUCCACAAUUAGGUCCAGCGCCAAGAUGGUGCUCAUUCUUGGACAACAUGGUUGAAGAAAUGGCCGAAGAAGCACCAUCUGGGACAUACGAUAAUUAUAAGUUCUUGACCCUGCCGGAAUUGAAACAGCUGAAUCUUGCCCAUCUUGUGGGGACUACAAGCCUCUUGAGACCAUACAUGCAUGGGUACUUCGUUGCCUCAAAACUGUAUGAAGAGGCCAGACUCAUUGCAAAUCCUUACAUAUGGGAGGAAGAAAGAACCAGGAGAAUCAAAGAAAAGGUGGAGAAGGAGCGUGCGUCUAGAGUUAGAGGAGGGAAGAAGGUCAAAGUCAAUCAAAACCUGGUCGACAAGAUUCUCAAGAAACAAGAACGAAGACAGAAGGUUGACGAGGAUCAAGGUGUUUUGGGAGAUGCUCGAUUCAGCAAGCUAUUUGAGGACGAGGAAUUCCAGGUCGACGAAACCAGUAGAGAGUUUCAAGCCCUCAACCCUAGUACCAAAGUUGAUGAUGUGGCUGGCGUCUCAAAGGCGGCCAAUAGCGAUAGCGAUGCGAGUGAUAGCGAGGAUGAGGUUGUCUCAAAACCGAAGCCAAAACCGGAGAUGCGCAUAUCGUCGUCAUCCUACAAAAAAUCGGGCCAUCAGCGACAAGAUAAACCUCUUGGGUCGCGCAUACAAGGUGCUGGUCGUGUCAGUAAGAACAAGGGAGAGGUGGUAGGAGAGCGGCAAAUCACCUUCGCGCCGAGUGCUGGCAAGAAAGAGAAAGAAAAACCCGACGUAUCGAGGAAAGGCCGACGAGACGAUGGUAGGCGAAGUGCAAGUGGAAACGUUUUCAGAAGGUUAUAA